This is a messenger RNA of Ceratotherium simum simum (southern white rhinoceros), 2491 nucleotides long. NCBI's taxonomy places the organism in Eukaryota, Metazoa, Chordata, Mammalia, Perissodactyla, Rhinocerotidae. The record is from RefSeq and is a predicted model, not a curated record.
GGUCUUCUCUGUGAUUAACAGAUAUGAUUGUUGAUUACAACAUCCCUGCAUAAAUUAAUUCUUGUCAACUCCUUGGGAUUUGAAGAGAAGAUGCCUGGUGUCAUACCUAGUGAGAGUAAUGGGCUUUCAAGAGGAAGUCCCUCAAAGAAAAACAGACUUUCCUUGAAGUUUUUUCAGAAAAAGGAAACUAAGAGAGCCUUGGAUUUCACAGAUUCUCAAGAAAAUGAAGAAAAAGCUUCUGAAUAUAGAGGAUCUGAAAUUGAUCAAGUUGUUCCUGCAGCACAGUCCUCACCUAUAAACUGUGAGAAGAGGGAGAACUUGUUACCAUUUGUGGGACUGAAUAAUCUCGGCAAUACUUGUUAUCUUAAUAGUAUACUUCAGGUAUUAUAUUUUUGUCCGGGUUUUAAAUCUGGAGUGAAGCACUUAUUUAAUAUUAUUUCAAGGAAGAAAGAAGCCCUAAAAGAUGAAGCCAAUCAAAAAGAUAAGGGAAAUUGCAAAGAAGAUUCUUUGGCAAGUUAUGAACUAAUAUGCAGUUUACAGUCCUUGAUCAUUUCAGUUGAACAGCUUCAGGCUAGUUUUCUCUUAAAUCCAGAGAAAUAUACUGAUGAACUUGCUACUCAGCCAAGGCGACUGCUUAACACACUCAGGGAACUCAACCCUAUGUAUGAAGGAUAUCUACAGCAUGAUGCACAGGAAGUAUUACAGUGUAUUUUGGGAAACAUUCAAGAAACAUGCCAGCUUCUAAAAAAAGAAGAAGUAAAAAAUGUGGCAGAAUUAUCUACUAAGGUAGAAGAAAAACCUCAUCAGAAAGAGGAAAUGAAUGGUAUUAACAGCAUAGAGAUGGACAACAUGAGGCAUUCUGAUGACCGUAAAGAAAAACUCCCAAAAGGAAAUGGGAAAAGAAAAAGUGACAUGGAAUUUGGUAACCUGAAGAAAAAAGUUAAAGUAUCCAAGGAACACCAGUCAUUAGAAGAGAACCAGAGACAAACCAGAUCAAAAAGAAAAGCUACAGGUGAUAUGUUAGAGAUUCCUCCUAAAAUGAUCCCCAAGUACGUUUCUGAAAGUGAGAGUACAAGGUCCUCACAGAAGAAAUCAAGAGUUAAAAUAAAUUGGUUAAAGCCUGCAACUAAGCAACCUAGCAUUCUUUCUAAAUUCUGUAGUCUGGGGAAAAUAACAACAAACCAAGGAUCCAAAGAACAAUCUAAAGAAAAUGAAUAUCUUGAAGAGGACUUGGGGAAGGGUGAAAAUGAUAACACAACUAAUGGUUGUGGACUUGAAUCUCCAGAGAAUGAUGUUAAGUCCGUUAAUGUUAAUGAAGUUAAGCCCAUAAAUAAAGGCACAGAGCAAAUUGGUUUUGAGCUAGUAGAGAAAUUAUUUCAAGGUCAGCUGGUAUUAAGGACUCGUUGCUUAGAAUGUGAAAGUUUAACAGAAAGAAGAGAAGAUUUUCAAGACAUUAGUGUACCAGUACAAGAAGAUGAGCUUUCCAAAGUAGAGGAGAGUUCUGAAAUUUCUCCAGAGCCAAAAACAGAAAUGAAGACUCUGAGAUGGGCAAUUUCACAGUUUGCUUCAGUGGAGAGAAUUGUAGGAGAAGAUAAAUAUUUUUGUGAAAAUUGCCAUCAUUAUACUGAAGCCGAACGAAGUCUUUUGUUUGACAAAAUGCCUGAAGUCAUAACUAUUCAUUUGAAGUGCUUUGCUGCUAGUGGCUUAGAGUUUGAUUGUUAUGGUGGUGGACUUUCCAAGAUCAACACUCCUUUACUGACACCUCUUAAAUUGUCACUAGAAGAAUGGAGCACAAAGCCAACCAACGACAGCUAUGGAUUGUUUGCGGUUGUGAUGCAUAGUGGCAUUACAAUUAGCAGUGGGCAUUACACUGCUUCUGUUAAAGUCACUGACCUUAACAGUUUAGAACUAGAUAAGGGAAAUUUUGUGGUCGACCAAAUGUGUGAAAUAGGUAAGCCAGAACCAUCGAAUGAGGAGGAAGCAAGGGGUGUGGUCGAAAAUUAUGCUGAUGAAGAAGUGUCAACUAGAGUUGGUGGAAAUACACAGCCAAGUAAAGUUUUGAACAAAAAAAAUGUAGAAGCUAUUGGACUUCUUGGAGGACAAAAGAGCAAAGCAGAUUAUGAGCUAUACAACAAAGCAUCUAAUCCUGAUAAAGCUGCCAGUACAGCAUUUGCUGAAAAUAGAAAUUCUGAGACUAACAAUACUAAUGGGACCCAUGAAUCUGAUAGAAACAAGGAAUCUAGUGACCAAACAGGCAUUAACAUGAGUGGAUUUGAGAACAGAAUUUCAUAUGUAGUGCAAAGCUUAAAGGAGUAUGAGGGGAAGUGGCUGCUUUUUGAUGAUUCCGAAGUGAAAGUCACUGAAGAGAAGGACUUUUUGAAUUCUCUUUCCCCUUCUACAUCUCCUACAUCUACGCCUUACUUGCUAUUUUAUAAGAAAUUAUAGAGUGAGUGUAUUUUCCUUGUGUAUAUAUUAAACAGACAUUGGUAAA